Molecule: messenger RNA, 511 nt
Organism: Polistes canadensis
Lineage: Eukaryota; Metazoa; Arthropoda; Insecta; Hymenoptera; Vespidae
Product: NADH dehydrogenase [ubiquinone] 1 alpha subcomplex subunit 7-like
Exons: 3
Coding region: 98-400 (100 amino acids)
Biological process (GO): ATP synthesis coupled electron transport; mitochondrial electron transport, NADH to ubiquinone
Cellular component (GO): mitochondrial inner membrane
Source: RefSeq, a predicted model, not a curated record
UGGUAGUCUUGUAAAAAACAGUGCUUAACUUAUUUUUAUGACAUAAUAAUAUUUUAGACAGAUCGUAUCGUACGUUCAUAUAAGAAAAAUUAACGAAAUGAUAGAACAUCGUGCUGUUACACCUAUAAUUGAAAAAUUACGCGGAUUUUUUCGAGGUAGAGCAAUUGUUACUCAAUUACGAUAUGCAGAUAAAAUCGCUUCACGCACACAACCUCCACCUGAAAUACCAGGUGGACCAUAUCAUAAAACUUCAAAAGUAUAUUACUAUAGUCGUGAUGCUAGACGGAUAGUUGAACCACCAAUUGAAAUUUUGAUGGAUAAACAAAUUACAGCAGGAACCGAACAAAAAGCUGUUGGACAAAAACAUGUUACCCCAGGAAAAAGAUUCUAUGGUGAAUAACAUAUUAAUUCAGAUGUAGAAAAAUAAUUACUUAUUUGGAUAUAAAUAAAUUAUACUGUAGUUAUAUGAGUAUCAUUGUAAAUAUUACAUAAAUGAAUUUGAUUAUUUGUA